Messenger RNA from Brassica rapa (field mustard), 4230 nucleotides. RefSeq names its product ABSCISIC ACID-INSENSITIVE 5-like protein 3. The record is from RefSeq and is a predicted model, not a curated record. Gene Ontology annotation, cellular component: nucleus. Gene Ontology annotation, molecular function: DNA-binding transcription factor activity. Gene Ontology annotation, biological process: positive regulation of DNA-templated transcription. Lineage: Eukaryota; Viridiplantae; Streptophyta; Magnoliopsida; Brassicales; Brassicaceae.
AAACUCUGUUUUCAGUUUUCACAAAUAUUAUGUUCUUGGUGUGAUUUGUGACAUUUUUUAUUUUCUUUAUGUCCUAGUUAAAGAUUUUUUGUUUUAUCAUUCGGUAGGCAUUUUGCUUGUCUCCCCUUCCAGCUCAGAAUGCUUAAUGCCCUAUUAUAAGUUCUAUAAUUGUCAGAAACUUACAAACCAAUAAUUAAAGUUCAUAAACUUUGAAAUAUUAUAAGAAAACUUAAUACAGUUUUAGUGGAUGCUUUUUGUAAAAGAUAUAAAGUUGAUACAAACCGAACAAGUGUGCCUGGGGGGAGGCACCAAACUUAACCCAACUUGCACACUUACCCACCCACGAGAUGACUAAAGUCCUGCCUUUAUUUUAUCGGUUUAUAGGAAUGUUUUAAACCGGCAAAGUUAAAUUUGCCCGGUUCAGUUCAUACAUAGGCCUCAAAAGUCCAAUUAAUGUGACAUGAUGAUCUAAGGCCCAAUACUAUCAAAUGGGGAGGUUUACAUGAAUUUUGUAGUUUUUCAGUUAUGUUUUGAUACUUGUAUAUCUAAAGGGUGGACUUGCUGUGUUUUGACCCGUCCAUAGUUGCCACCAUGUUGAACUUCUUGCAUUGUAAAUCAUUGUUUUCAAAUUUGUUGUGUUAUCUUUGUGUUGUUUAUUGUUUUAUCAAAAUUUGCACUUAAUCUUUUGGAGCAUGUAAAAUUUUAUAUUUGAAAUUUUGAAGUUACUUUUGGAGAUACUUUGAUAAUUUAAAAAAAUAUAUUGCUUCGUAUAAAUUACCACAUGGUCAUUCUCUUUCACAGAUAUCAUAAUAGAAAGAUGCAACAACAAAACAAGAAACUGGGAAAUAGAUCAUGGAAGACAAAAUCAUCACAUUUUAGCCGAACAAUAUACUUUAAAAGAAAAUAAUAGAUACAUUUAUUUUCUUACACUUGAGACUAGUUUGGAAGCUGUGCGGUUAAUCUUAUCUAUUGUGAUGCUUGAUUCAUGUAUGCUCAGCUCGAACCCAAUUGAUUUUGCUUUUGAAAACUGCAAGUAACUUUUCAAGAAAUUUGUUGACUCUGAUAUUUCACCAAAGUAGCAUGAUUAUCCCAUGAUGACAACAUCAUUUAUUGGACAAUGACAUAAUGCAUGACUUAGCCGUCUAUAAUCCCACAAUAUUGCCAAAGAGAUCUUCAAUCUUACAUUUUUUCAUUUGAAGAUUCUAAACAUCAAGUUAUAUAUGCGUUGAUGGAGCUCUAUCCAACUCUAAAAUUGGAAGGAAAUUAAAGUAUUAAAGGCUAGAAAAUAUGUAAAACAAUGUAUAUCCCAAGAGCACAAAUUAUAAUAUGAUAAAACUACAAGUUUACUUUUAUUGAGACUAAAUCAAUUACAUUGAACAGUAGAUUAAUCACAUUUUCCAGAGAAAUAAUGUCACUAGACUGAAUCCAUACCCAGAUUCAAAGAGGUGUUAAUGUCAUUGAAAACUCGUGCACAUAAAAGUAAGAUAAUAAGUAAAAAAAGCAUCAUAAGACAAAUAUAGACAUUAGAAACAAAAAAUAAAUGAAUAAACAAAAUCGACAAAACUAAAUGAUGUUACCUUGGAAUGUGGUUCAUUUUCUUGGAUGCAUAAUGCUCUUAAGAAAUAUGCAAUAAUAAGUUGGAAGCAACACAAAUCUCAUGGUUCUCAUUAAAUAUGAUUUCCUGUGUUAAUGACAAAGAAAUCAUUCACACAAAAAAAAAUAAGUGGUAGUCAAGCUGUUAAACAUCAAGUUAGUAAGUAAAUACCAAGAUAGAUAUUGUUUGUGAUAGUGCAUAAAAAAGUGCACAAAAAAAUGCACAAAAAAGUGCACAAAAAAAAAUAUUGCUUAUGAUAAAUAACGAACACAAUCUUUUAAAUGUUCAGCUCCAGUAUUGUCAUACUUGCUUUCCAUGUUAAAACUCUUGCUCUUUCCAUGAAUAGAUCUUUUGUGAUGAAAACAUCUUUCAAAAGGAUAUCAGCUAUUUUUAACUGAUUUGUGCGACAUAAUUCUGACCACACAUGAACUAACUUCUCAUAAGCAGAAAUUUUCUACAUGUGUUGUGUAAGAAUAUAAGUUCAAGUUAUUUUUAAAUGACAAAAACAAAUAACAAGUAAAGUAGAAUGCAUGGUAACACGUCUCGUAACCUUGUGAUGAUGUUUUUAGUUUCAAACCAAUUUUGUAGAAUAAACAAAACAAGCUUCUCAAUUUCUGUUCUCCAUGUAGCUAGAGAACAUCCUCAAAGUAGAAUGCAAAUUUGUUACAUGCUUCACUCACAAAAUCAAUAACUGCUUUUCCAGACACAAAAUCCUCGUAUGAGUUAGACUCAACAUUUACAAAUUUCAGACAAAAGAGUCUAACACAAUUCCACACUGUUCCAAUACAUAAUUCGAAUGCCACGGAGACCUGCAAAGUACAACCAUCAAUAUUGUGAAAAUAUACUAAGCUGCAAAAACCUUGUAAUAAAAUGAAAAUUUAGCGCUCAGGUAUGCAACAUUUUUAAAAUGCUUUAUAUUGUGCAAAGCUACACCAGUUUCAUGAAAUGAAGCAAAUAAAUGUUUGAGCUCGGGAGGUGAAAUCUAUAGACUAGCAAUUACAUUCUCAACUAGGCAGGAAGUGAUCUAAACAUGAAAACCUUGAGAUGGUUAGUUUGCCAAGAAUCACGACCUCACAAAAAGAAAAUUCCGAAUAAAAUCCACAUGUAGCAUUAAACCUUCAGUGUUGAGAUGUGGAAAUCAUGCAGAAAAAUCUCAUCAAAAUACUGCGGCUCUGGUUAUCUAACGAUCGAGAGUGCACUCUCCCAUAGCUGAGACGAGCAUUGUGAGCAUUUUAUUACUGUCAGCAUUUCUAAUAGGGUCUCUUUCAAUAAGAAGAUUAUUAUUGUUUUGUUCUAUGUUAAGUGGCCAUAUCAGAGUGUCAAACCACUUUGAAUCGCUUAGACUUUUCUUUUCUUUCUCUCUCUGUUCUUUCUCUCCCUUGUGUAAAUAAGGGAGAGAGAGAGAAGAUUGAACCCAAGUUCAUUUCUUUCUCUUCUCCAUCUGCAACUUCUUGACAAGCUCGCUCCUGUCUCCUCUCCUUUUCUCUGUUGUGAGUCCUCGAAUGCUGCAUGCAAAUCCUUUAACUGAUCUCUAAUACUGUCCUUCUCCCAGUGAUGCUUAGAACAACUUGAUUUUGAGGUGUUUAGAUUGACCAGGGUUUCUAGUUUUCAUACCAGAUAGAUAUUAUUUUAGUUAUCUGUUUAGAGGUGAUAUAUGGGUUCUCUUAGAGGAAACGCUGAAGAGCCUAUCUCUCAGUCAUUACCUAGACAAAACUCUUUAUAUAGUUUAAAGCUUCAUGAGGUUCAAAACCACUUAGGAAGCUCCGCAAAACCAUUAGGAAGCAUGAAUCUCGAUGAGCUUCUCAAGAGUGUCUGGUCUGCUGAAGCUACUAAUCAGCCACCAGAAGCAACAGAGGCAGGGCUCCCUCGUCAAGGCAGCUUGGCUUUGCCUCGAGGUCUCAGCAAGAAGACAGUUGAAGAGGUUUGGAGAGACAUUCAACAUGACAAGAACGGAAGCAGUGGUAAUCCUCAUGGUGAGAGGAUAGAUAGUAAUAAUAAUAAGCGGCCUACACUCGGUGAAAUCACACUUGAGGACUUGUUGUUGAAAGCUGGUGUAGUGACUGAGACUGUACUCCCUCAAAAUGUUGUUAAUGUAGCUUCAAAUGAGCCGUGGAUUCAGUAUCAUCAUCCUCAGCAUCAACAACAAGGGUUUAUGCCAUAUCCGGUUUGUGAGAUGCAAGAAAUGGUGUCACCAAUGAAUAUGAUGAUGGGUGAUGCACCACAAGCGCAUGGGAGGAAAAGAGUGGCUCCAUCAGGAGGAGAUAUUGUGGAGAGGGUUGUAGAGAGGAUGCAGAAGAAGAUGAUCAAGAACAGAGAAUCUGCAGCACGUUCAAGAGCUAGGAAGCAGGUUUAUACUCAUGAGUUAGAGAUCAAGGUUUCAAGCUUAGAAGAAGAAAACAAAAAACUUCGGAGGCUAAAGGAGGUGGAGAAGAUCCUGCCAAGUGAACCACCACCGGAUCCUAAGUGGAAGCUCAGGCGAACAAGCUCUGCUUCUUUCUGAUCUUAAGAGACUUUGGUUCUUUCUUGUUCUUCUUUAUGUUGGUUCUUACUAGAGAGAGAGACAACUUUGUUUUUGUUCUUUGUAUAUUAUGUAAACUUUAUUUACUCAGAACGAUGUCUUAAACUACAUUUCCUUU